Messenger RNA from Lindgomyces ingoldianus, 3352 nucleotides. Its product is annotated as putative RNA interference and gene silencing protein. Gene Ontology annotation, molecular function: protein binding; RNA binding. Bases 96 to 3113 code for a protein of 1005 amino acids. Lineage: Eukaryota; Fungi; Ascomycota; Dothideomycetes; Pleosporales; Lindgomycetaceae. The transcript has 4 exons. The record is from RefSeq and is a predicted model, not a curated record.
GCCUUCCACCUCCUUCACCACCACAUUCGUCGUAGAUUUAGCCUCACAUAUCGUAUCUUAUAUUUUGUUCGUGCCUCACUCAGCUAUUCAGUACCAUGUCGAAUAAGUACAGAGGUGGCGGGGGUAGACAGCGAGGUGGCUUCCAGGGCGGCGGUGGUGGCCGCUCCCGUGGAGAUCGCGGAGGUGGGUCUAGAGGAGGGUAUGGAGGGCCGCAUGGUGGUGGCCAGCAAGCUAUCCAGGUCUUCUCCAACCCUCAAAGUCAAGAUCCCAAAGUUGCGAAAGUUGAAGACGCAUUGCAUCCAACAACAAAGAAGACCCUCAAUCUUGGAAGCUUAAAGUUAACCGAAGACUUCCCCAGCCGUCCCGGAUAUGGCACCAAGGGUGCCAAAGUUGAACUCACAGCAAACUACGUCGAGUUAUUGCCCCCAUCAAGCAUGAUUCUGCAUCGGUACGACAUCCAGAUCAAGCCAGAGGCCGCCGGCAGGAAGCAUUUCCGGCUCAUGCAGCUACUUCUCCUGUCGACAGAAUUGGCAGCUCACCAGGGAAACCUUGCAACUGACUUCCGGUCUACCCUUGUCUCCAAAACUAAGUUUCCGCGUAACGAGACCUUCAUCGAGGUUCAGUAUCGUUCCGAAGGCGAAGACGAGCCGGCGGCUGGAGCCACUACAUAUACGGUUCGCGUCCUUUAUUCGAAGACUUUAAGUACGGCCGAGUUGAUCGACUAUCUGAACUCCACGAAUCUUGGCCAGUCGUUUGGAGACAAAGAGGAGUUGACGCAGGCUCUGAAUAUCUUUCUGAACCACUAUGCCAAGUCCGCAAACAACCUUGCCACGAUUGGAUCGACAAAAAGCUUUUCUCUGAACCAGAACGCCGCAAGAGGAGAUCUCGGCUCUGGCUUAGAAGUCAUUCGGGGGUUCUUUUCGAGCGUGCGCGUUGCGACUUGUCGCAUCCUGGUCAAUAUCAAUGUUAGCUAUGGAGCUUUCUACCACGCUGGUCCUUUACUGGCGCUCAUGAACAAUUACGGAGUUCGCAACACUGUCGCCUUGGAAAAAUUUCUCAAAUCAGUUCGUGUGCAAACCACGCAUCUGCCCGAGAAGCGCAACAAAGCCAAUGAAGUAAUUCCCCGAGUCAAGACUAUCUUUGGACUUGCUAGGAAGGAUGAUGGACAUCGCAUGGCCCACCCACCUCGCGUUAGAAACCAUGGGGCAGGCGCCAAAGAUAUCGAGUUCUGGCUUGAUGAUGAAGCCAGCUCUUCUAGUGCACCCAAGGCGGAAGCCAAGGGAGACCCGAAAGGGAAGGGUAAGGGCAAAGGCAAGGCCAAACCAGAGAGCUCAGCAGCUUCUAGCUCUGGGAAGUACAUCAGUGUGUUUGAGUUUUUUAGAAAAACAUACAAUCAAGUCCUGCAACAUCCCGAACUUCCGCUGAUCAACUGCGGCAACCGUGAGAAUCCGAUGUAUCUCCCAGCAGAAGUCUGCAUUGUCUUGCCGGGUCAGCCUUCUAAGUCGAAACUCAAUGGCGCCCAAACGCAGCAGAUGAUUCGCCACGCUGUUCGAAAGCCAUGGGAGAAUGCGGCCUCGAUUGUUGGGGAGGGUGUACAGACUGUUGGUCUCAAUGAGAACUCCAAUGUGCUUUUGCGUUCUUUUGGCGUUAAGGUCACUCCAGGACUCAUCAAAGUCCCCGGUCGCAUCCUCGUUGGCCCGAAGGUCAUCUACAAGGACAACAAGGCCGCCGACCCACGCUUCGGUAGUUGGAAUAUGAUCGAUAUUAAAUUCAACACUAGCGCCUCACUUACCAAGUGGUCAUACCUAUUAAUCUCGCUCCCCCGAACACGUGACUCCUUCGACCUGCAAAGCGUAAGGACUGUAAUGAAUGAGUUUCAUCAAGCCUUGAGGAAAAUCGGCGUCGACGCCGCUCCACCAUUAGUAGGUCAACGCCUCCAAAUUCAGACCCCAGAUGACCCUGCGAUCGGCUCAACCUUACAACGCGCCGCUGGAGCUUUGAAUCUCCUUUUUAUUAUUCUGCCCGAGGCCGACAUACCACUAUAUAAGCGCAUCAAGACGCUGGCUGAUAAGGACUAUGGCAUCCACACUGUCUGCUCUGUGGGCUCUAAACUAGCCAAAGACCGCGGCCGCGACCAAUAUAUGGCCAAUGUCGCUUUGAAGUUCAACCUUAAGCUUGGCGGCAUCAAUCAGAUCGUGGAGAACAAGAACCUCGGCAUCGUCAACCAGAACAAGACAAUGGUUGUUGGCAUUGACGUCACACACCCUUCACCUGGUUCUUCUUCUAACGCGCCUUCUGUCUCCGCAAUGGUAGCUUCUAUUGACCGGUUCCUAGGUCAAUGGCCCGCAACCCUGCGCAUCCAACGCGCGAGGCAGGAGGACGUGGACGACCUAGAGGAGAUGCUCAAGUCUCGCCUUAACCUCUGGAAGACCAAAGGUAAACACACCGCUCUCCCCGAAAAUAUUCUUGUCUACCGCGACGGAGUUUCCGAAGGUCAGUACAACAAGGUCCUCGAGAAAGAGCUUCCCCAACUCCGCCGCGCAUGCGAACGAGUGUACUCAGCAGCCGACACUAAAAGAGGCCUUCCACGCUUCACCAUCGUAAUCUGUGGCAAGCGGCACAAAACGAGAUUCUACCCCACUACUGAGCAAGGCUGCGACAGGUCUGGCAAUACUAAACCCGGCACCGUCGUCGACCGCGGGGUGACUGAAGCGCGGAACUGGGAUUUCUUCCUACAGGCGCACGCCGCACUUCAGGGAACCGCACGCCCAUGCCACUAUUACAUUGUGCAUGACGAGAUUUUCCGGCAGACCUAUGCAAAAGCGAUUCCACCCCCGUUCCAGAACAUCGCUGAUAUCGUGGAAGAUCUCACGCAUAACAUGUGCUACUUGUUCGGCCGCGCGACCAAGGCUGUUAGUCUAUGCCCGCCCGCGUACUACGCUGAUCUCGCGUGUGAGCGCGCGCGAUGCUACUUGGCCAAUUUGUUCGACACCCCAUCACCAAGUGCGGCCCCGUCUGUGACUGGAACCUCGGCGGCUGGAGGAGCCGGGCAGCCUAGUGCUGGUGAUGUCGAGAUCCAUCCAAGGCUAAAGGAUACGAUGUUCUAUAUCUAGAUUUGGAUAUUGUGAAAGCGCUCAUCACUGGUGUACGCUCGCGGAAGGGAAAUGAUGAAUAUUAAACUAUAACAAAGAAGGUUAUGGAAGGAAGCUAGCAAGGAGCGAGAUAUGGAGCACCGAAAGCACUAUAGGGCAACAAGUGGCAGGAAUCUGGUCUAUAUCACGCUGGGGCUUGGGAUAUACGAAACGGCCGCUAUUCUCCUAUACAUUUUUACAAUCUAGAAGCUAUAUACGGC